AUGUUUGACGUUUUGAUAGUGGGUGCCGGCAGCGCAGGUUGCGCAAUUGCUGCCCGUGUUUCCGAAGAUCCUACCGUUUCAGUGGGCCUGGUCGAGGCGGGGCCUGAUUACCCCGAUCUGACACAACUGCCUCACGAUCUGCGCAACGGACACAAUAAUUCCUACACUGCUCACGAUUGGGGCAUGGAGUAUUCACCAACCCCGCACCGCAAAGAUCGUUUUCCACGUGGCCGGGUUGUGGGUGGGUCGAGCGCCGUGAAUACAACAAUCGCUUUGAGGGGCUUGCCGGAGGACUAUGACGCCUGGGCAGCUGCCGGCAAUGACGGCUGGUCCUGGCAGGACGUGUUGCCCGCCUUUAAACGACUCGAGCGUGAUCUGGAUUAUCCCGAUGCCAGCUACCAUGGUGACAGCGGGCCUAUAUCAAUUCGCCGCUAUCCAACCGACGAACUGCUGCCCGCGCACCAGGCAUUCCUGCAGAGCGCCGCUGACCUGGGCUAUCCGGAUUGUCCAGAUGCCAAUGACCCAUGGGCCUGGGGUGCCGGACCACAGCCGAUGAACAAGCUCAACGGGGUGCGGAUAUCGGGCGCGGUGGGCUAUCUGGCGAGCGCCAGAAUCCGGGAAAAUUUAACCAUUGUUCCAAACACCCUGGUACGUCGAUUGCUGAUUGUCGGUGGCAAAUGUUGCGGGGUCGAAGUCGAGGACGAGACAGGUGCGGUCAGUGAAAUUUCUGCACGGCUGGUUGUCCUCAGCGCAGGCGCGCUGAUGACACCGUCAGUUUUGAUGCGCAGUGGUAUCGGCGCCCGCGCGGAGGUCGCGGAUAUUGGUGUUGAUCUGGUCCGGGAUGUCCCCGGCGUGGGUAAGAAUUUGUCGGAUCACCCGGCAUUAUCGGUUCUGUGUGAAGUCAAAGAUGCCAGUCUGAUAAAUUUUGAUGCUCCGAUUAUCCAGACUAUUCUGCGUUACACCGGCGAGCACUCGGAACAUCGUUGUGACCUGCAGAUCGAACAGAUCAGUUUUGCCGGUCGACGCGGUGGUCCACCGAUGUUUUUACUGGCACCAGUGCUGGAAUAUCAAUACGGUCGUGGGCAGUUAAGAUUUACCUCUGCAGAUGCCCAUCAGGCGCCGGUUAUUGAGAAUCAUUUUUGUGCUGAUGAACGGGACCGUGCGAUUCUGGCUGGUUGUGUUCUCGAUACGCUGCAAUUUACCAAGGCCGCGCCGCUCGCGGAUAUGAUUGCGGCGGUUAAAUUCCCGGACCCAGGUCGCGGUCAGAGCCGUGAGGCCAUCGAAGCGCUUUGCCGGAAAUUUGCCGGUUCGGGAUAUCAUCCUUGCGGCACAGCUAAGAUGGGACCCGAAAAUGAUCCGUUAGCCGUGGUGGAUGCAAGGUGUAAACUGCACGGCGUCGAUCAGCUUGUUGUUGCGGAUGCGUCUAUCAUGCCGGCCGUACCGCGUGCGAAUACCAAUUUGACGUGUUUUAUGAUCGGCGAAAAGGUCGGCGAGUGGAUCCGCGCCCCUGCAGUCGAGGGUGAACUGGCUGUUAACGAUGGGCGCAUUGCUGCGAUAGGCACAGUCGGGGCUGGAAAAGUCGAAAUUGACGGUAACGGUAAAGUUUUAGCGCCGGGUUUUAUUGAUACCCAUGCUCAUGACGACGGUGCCUUCUUUCGUCACCCGGACAUGGCUUUCAAACUCGCUCAGGGUGUUACUUCUGUUGUCAGUGGCAACUGUGGAUUCAGCGCGAUCCCCGCAGACCCGGCUAAAGACUCAGUGGCAGCAAGUGGUGGCAUCCUGGCCGGGCUGGCAGGGGAAUUCACCGAUCUGGAAGGCUACUUUGCCGCCGUGUUGAAGCGCGAACCAGCCAUCAACAAUAUGAUGCUGGUCGGGCACAAUACUGUACGUUCGCUUGUUAUGGGCAACGAAAAGUCUGCACCCACAGCCAGCCAGUUACUGGAAAUGCAGCAGCAUGUGGCUAAUGCUCUGGCACAAGGUGCCUGCGGUUUCUCCAGCGGAUUGAUAUAUCGGCCUGGGAGAUUCAGUGAUACUGAAGAGGUGAUUGCGCUGGCCAGUGAAGCUGCCGCAUUUGAUGCCCUUUAUACAACUCAUAUGCGUAACGAAGGUGACCUCCUGCUGGACGCUGUUGAUGAAAGUCUGCGUAUCGGUUUAGAGGCGGGUGUGCAUCUGCAUAUUUCUCAUCAUAAAGCUGCAGGCAAGCCUAACUGGGGCAAAGUUGUUGCCUCGUUGGCAAAAGUAGAUGCGGCUCUGCAGGCUGGGCAGCGGGUGACAUUAGAUGUUUAUCCCUACACAGCGGGCAGCGGUCGUAUGAUCGAGUACUUCAACCUCGACAGGAUCAAUACAGAAUUUGCCGAGGUGGUCAGAAUUGCCUCCUGUCCCGCGUUCAGACAAUACGAAGGGCAGAUGGUUAAAGAUAUCGCCGCAGCCGAAGGUCGCAGUAUAGAAGAUGUGGUUAAACAGAUUCUGACCGCACCCAAAGGGGAGCGCACCAUCUGUAUACAUUUCAUUAUUGAUGAACACGACAUUGAAACAAAUCUUGCUCAUGCCGACAUGAUGGUGGGCUCAGAUGGCAUUCCUGAUCUGCGCGGACGGCCACAUCCACGGUUGUUCGGCACCUUUCCACGCGUUUUGGGCCGUUAUGUCAGGCAGCGCGGCGUGCUGUCUUUACCUGAAGCGGUGCGACGCAUGACGUCAGUGUCCGCAAAGACGUUUGGACUGCUGGAUCGCGGCGAAUUGAGGGAAGGGUAUUGGGCUGACCUGGUGAUGUUCGAUCCUCAAACGGUGAUUGAUACAGCGACCUAUGACGAGCCUCAGCAGGAACCCGAAGGUGUUAGUUGUGUGGUGGUCAACGGACGCGUGGCCUACCAGGACUCAAAGCACACCGCUGUGGGUGCGGGUCAGAUGCUGCGCUAUCGGCAAUCAUCCUUUUUGCCUGCUUAG
Messenger RNA from Symbiodinium pilosum, 2943 nucleotides. The record is from the annotation of a GenBank genome assembly. NCBI's taxonomy places the organism in Eukaryota, Dinophyceae, Suessiales, Symbiodiniaceae.